Mauremys reevesii (Reeves's turtle) is the source of this 591-nucleotide messenger RNA. RefSeq names its product zinc finger protein 436-like. The record is from RefSeq and is a predicted model, not a curated record. Gene Ontology annotation, biological process: regulation of transcription by RNA polymerase II. Gene Ontology annotation, molecular function: RNA polymerase II cis-regulatory region sequence-specific DNA binding; DNA-binding transcription factor activity, RNA polymerase II-specific. Lineage: Eukaryota; Metazoa; Chordata; Testudines; Geoemydidae. The transcript has 2 exons. The annotation marks the transcript as partial.
GGGGAGACUCCCUACACGUGCGCUGAGUGCGGGAAAAGCUUCAAUUGGCGCUCAAGCCUUAUCACACAUCAGAGAAUCCACACAGGGGAGACGCCCUACAUGUGCGCUGAGUGCGGGAAAAGCUUCAGUCGGCGCUCACACCUUAUCAGACAUCAGAGAAUCCACACCGGGGAGACGCCCUUCACGUGCGCUGAGUGCGGGAAAAGCUUCAAUCGGCGCUCACACCUUAUCAGACAUCAGAGAAUCCACACAGGGGAGACGCCCUACACGUGCGCUGAGUGCGGGGAAAGCUUCAGUCAACGCUCACACCUUAUCACACAUCAGAGAAUCCACACAGGGGAGACUCCCUACACGUGCGCUGAGUGCGGGAAAAGCUUCAGUCAGCGCUCAAACCUUAUCAGACAUCGGAGAAUCCACACAGGAGAGAUGCCCUACACGUGCUCUGAGUGCGGGAAAAGCUUCAGUCGGCGCUCACACCUUAUCAGACAUCAGAGAAUCCACACAGGAGAGCAGCCCUACACGUGCGCUGAGUGCGGGAAAAGCUUCAGUCAGCGCUCAACCCUUAUCAGACAUCGUAGAAUCCACAGUGGA